This is a messenger RNA of Xenopus tropicalis (tropical clawed frog), 5486 nucleotides long. RefSeq names its product coiled-coil domain containing 34 (gene ccdc34). Bases 186 to 1199 code for a protein of 337 amino acids. The transcript is spliced from 7 exons. Lineage: Eukaryota; Metazoa; Chordata; Amphibia; Anura; Pipidae. The record is from RefSeq and is a predicted model, not a curated record.
GACAGGGCAUUCCCAGCUCCGCCCCUUUCCUUCCAAACUUCCGCCCUUCAAGCUUGGGUGACGUCACACAGCAACGGUCCUGGCGCUUAGUAACCGAGCAGGAACAGCGGCAGAGGCGGCAGCAUUUGAGUGAGAGAGGGAACAGCUUCUUCCACUCGUCCUUUGCAUGUUUAGGUGCCAAGGAAAUGUCUUGUUCUCCAGUCAACAAGCGUUUGUCUGACUCUGCGCCCUCUCGCUCUCAUUCUACCCCACAUGGCCUGGUUAAAACAGAAAGGAGAGCCCCCAGCCGGGGCCAUGAUCUCAGUGUUUCUGCCGAUUCAACUUCUUCCCUCUUAUCCCCAAUAUACCACGAAAGCUAUGAGAGUGAUGUUGAAGAUGUCACUUCAGAUUUGCAGAGACUUAAAGACAAUAAUGCAGCUGGCAAACAUAGAGCUCCUGGGACCCCAGAGAAAGGAAGGCACAGCCAGACAGAGGAACACUCUAUGGAAAACUUGAACCUCACUCCCUGGGAGGCAUGGCUGCUGCAUAAAGAAAAAGAAGGGCGCAUUGAAUUGCAGAGGAAAAUCUCUGAGGAAUUGAAACAAGAGGAAGAACGCUUAAAAGAACAGCGGCAGAAGGAAAUGAAAAAAAAGUUGGCAGAGGAACAGCGCAAAGAAUGGGUCCGGAAAAAAAAGGAUCAGGAGCAGAAAGAAAGAGACGAGAGACUACUGAAAGAGCAGCAGGACAAGGAGGCAGAGGAACUGCGCAGAAUCUCUGUACAAGAGAAGGCCAACGAGAAAUUCGAGGAAUGGCUGAGAAAAAAAAAAGUGGAAGAGCAAGAACGGAAGAAAAAAGAGAAGGAAGAAGAGGAGAAGUUCCAAGCUGCACAAAGAGAUAAAAAGGACAAAGCAAGUAAAGUCUUUAAAGAGUGGCUGGAGCAAGCCAAGGAUAAACCACGGCCAACAUUAAACAGCUAUGGCUAUGUCAAUGGGAAACUAACAGGUUAUUAUGACGCUAGCUCCUAUCCUGCUCCAGGUUUUUAUAACCCCAUUCCAUGGAAGCCAAUUCACAUUCCUCCUCCACCAAAGGAAGCCACCAAGAAUCUCUCUGCAAAGAAGAAAAAGAGGCCUGUUUCCAGCCAGCUGUAUCGACCAAAUGUCAGGUCACUUUCUAAGCCUAAGGACAAUCUCCAUGUUGGUGGGGGGAUAGUAAAAAGAUGACUGAUAUGCUGUGUAAAAUACCUGUAUUGUUUUUUUAUCUACAGCAUAUCCCAACAUUAAGCAUUAUAAUAUUUGCAUCCAUCUACACAAAUGUACACUAGCUUUUUAUUUUCUGUAUAUUUAAAAUAGUAAAAUAUGUUGUCCUAUUUAUUUGUUAGCGUUAUCUCUAUGUAGGAGCUGGCAUGUUGCUUUCAGGGCUGCCAUUAGUGAUUACAGGGGCUUCAUACUAAGCUAGCAGGGCCUACCAGACUGGGGGCCUCAACUUUUAGCCACCGUUCACCUCAACCCCCUGUAUGGUGGGCCCUGGCAGUAAAAUGGGCCCCAGACAAAGCCCCAAUAAUGCUUUAACCUGUUCAUGAUCCACUUUAACUCCAUUCACUAAUCAUACUCCUUUUGCUUUACCAUCGUAGCCUACCCUCUACUACGUGGCCCUGAUUCCAAUACCCCCUGUACCUUCACUGAUAGCAGCCCUGAAGCCAAGCCUAUAUUUUACCCACUGAAUAACAGAAAAUAAAUAGGUGAUAAUCAUCACUUAUAAGUUCAGUGUAUAUACACAUUCUAAUAGAAAUAAUGGGAGAUAUUGAAUUUCAAAAUGUUUUUUUAUCAUACGGACCCUGAAAUAUACCCACAUUCUUUUUUCAAAAGAUUUUCCUAUUCAGAAUUCGCUGUGAAAUUAUUUGGCAAGAUACACAACAAGCAAAGACAAGGGCUUGAAGUCUUAGUUCAGCUCAUAAGAAAGUGCAGACAUGCAGUUAGUGACUAUGUAUGUUUUUGUUGUAAUUAAAAAUGAUGUGAAAACACUGAUUGAUCAGUAAGGGGUAUAUUUAUAAAUGGACAGUUUGCACAUUUCACACUGAAGAAACUUUAUUGUUAUAGAUGUGAAUAGAACCUUAUAGUUUAUCCUUUUAUAAUUAUGCCCAUUAGUAGUUUAAAAAAAAAAAAAAAAAGAAAGAAAAGUAGUUUGAUGUGGACAGUAGUGAUGUGUGGGUCAACAAAAAGUUGUCCUUCGCAACUCUCUGAUGUUACUAGAGGGGACACGGCAGGCACAAGCAUACAAAUAAGUAAUGGCAGGAGGAGGAAUAUGGGCAUGGAAGAGCUGUGCUUACCUGUAUAACAUUGGUUGAUACCACUGUUCUAUAACUGCAAUUUUAUUCUGUAUUUUUAUUUGUUUGACCUUUUUGUUCUGCUACUGUUCAGCAUUACUAAUACAGUACUAAUCAGUAGCCAGCAAGUAGCCAGGUAUAAUCGACCAGUAAGUCUCCUUUUUACAUCUUUUACUUCAGGACACCAGUGUGCGGGAUUCUGUGUGAUACUCACUGCUCUUUCCUGCCAGGAAAAUAGUCAAACUCCAACUGUGACAAAAAUAGAUGUUUGAGCAAGAGCUUACACAUAUAUAACUCAUCUUUUUCUGUAAAAGCUAAACAAUGUCACUUUCUGCUGAUUAUGUGAUACGAACAGGGAAUAAAGGUCCUCCUUCAUAAGCCAAUAUUUAAUAUUUGGGAUAGUUUAUAUACUAUAAUAUCUAAAAAUAUCAAUUGUGUCCUCUUCAUCUGUGCAUCUCUAGGCUUUUGUUUGAUUGGGGCUCCUACACACGGGUUUUUACCUACCCUCUCUUCUGGUGGAUUGUAUAUGAGUUCCACCCCACAGGAACAUUAUCCUUUAUAUAGGAACCAGCUAUUUGAGCUUCCAGGGUUUUUGGCUGCAUUAGUUUAUUUAGAGGAAGCCCACCACCAUGUAGUGACAAGUUUUGUUGCCAAAUAGUACAGGUUGAGAUUUGGGGCAGCUUAGUUUCCAAAGACCAUUGGGUACUGAAGUUUAAAUAGUCUAGAGAGGCCUUGGCUCCCCAGUAUAGAGGGGGAAGGCUGGAAAGGAAGGGGGAGAUUAAGAUUUCAAAUUUCACGUUCAGGAGGGGCUUUAUAUGGUAAGAUUCAAGGAGAAUUCCUCAGGUGAUGGUGUUGUCAGGUUUCGGCUGCAAGCUUUCUAAAUAGUGGGCCCACAGAAACCACUCCAGCUCUCUCUUGAAGCUCCUGUACUGAAAGCUAUUGAAAUAUUUCAUUGAUCUAAUCCAGUUUACUUUGGUGAUUAGUGCCUGCAAUCCCAGAAUCUGCAGAGAGAGAAUAUAUUGGCGAUUAACUAAAACUGCAGGUGUAUUAUUGUGGUGUUCAUUCACAACACAAAAGUCGGAAGACUUAAGGAUGUGCCAAAAUACUAACACUUUUUUUUGCUUGUAACUGCGUCAUGUAAGGUCAAGGACGUCUCUGGAGGGCAAAUCAAGAUGGCAGCACAGGAGCGCAAGUUGCAUAUGCGACUUGCAAGAUAAAGUUCUGAAAAACAGAAGGCUUUAGGUUUAAUAGAUGUAAGCGAUUUAAGAGUAAAGGAGGGGUACUAGCGAUAUAUAUGCGUUUUGUAGGACUUUCCUUGUACUUUAACAGGCCCUCAAAAUGUACUUUUGCAUUACACUUAUAUGGCGAGUCCCCUUAAAGAUUCUUUCUAGGAUUCUCACUCUGACAAUCGUGCCAAGGAGAAGAGAUAUAGAAAAGGCACCAGAUGUUACAUUUCCAUGAUCCAAAUACACAGAGCACAUCUAUGUCAUUUAUUCCUCCUCUUGCACCAUUUUUCAGCACAACUCAUUUCCCGCACAUUGUUAAAAAGGGCUCAAAGUGAUAAUGCUCUCUUGGAAACAGUGACUUUACUGUUGUUGUUGUUUUGUGUAAUUAAACAAUAACCAAGGCAUUUCAUUAAAAUCUAAAUAAUUGGGAAUGUUAAUGGGUUACCUAGAACUAUUUGGGAACAGUUUUGGGCAGCCCCGAUUUAGGCCUUGCACCUUUUUAUUACAUGUUCUUCUUAUAGAUCGGGUCUUCGUAAGUUUGAUAUCACCUAGAUGAGUGACUGGUAGAGAGUACCUUCAGUCAGAAUCAUUCCUAAGUUUGAAGACCUAGAGAUGGGAACAGAAGGGUUAGGUUUAGGGAUGGCGUAUGACCACCCAUCAAAAUCAGGGUUUCAUUUACUCAAGUGAAAAUAAAAAACACAAACGUAUUGUCGAAAUGAUACCUAUUGGCUAACAAAAAUACAUUGAAAACAUUCUGAGCUCUGAGGCCCCUCUUGCAAUGUAUUUUUAUUGUUAGCCCAUGGGUAUCAUUUCUACAAUACAUUUGUGUUUUUUAUUUAUUUUUGCCACUGGCUAACGUGGUACUACAGUUUUUGUUUUGUGACUAUAGAGGGUGCAAAUAGAGGGUGUGAUGUUCAUAUUGGCAAAUGUGCUUUGUAAUUUAUUUAGAAGGGUGCAAAUUAUGCAAAGUAUUUACCAACGGCAUUUACUUCACAGGUAGGGUUGCCACCUAGUCCAUUUGGCCACUAAAAUAACCACCAAAUCUUGGGGGUGUUAUUACAAAUUACUGGCAAUUUAUUAGUAAUCAGCAAGUUUUCCCUGUGAUUGGACCAGGGUGUCCUUAACACCCUGCCCCCUUUAAUCAUGACUACUCCCAUUAACGUUAUUGCCCUCAUGGUUCCAACCCCCCUCCCCAGUUGAAUUGCUGGAAUUUUUUUUUUGCAAAAAAGGGCAGCAGCCCUAUUUACUGCCAGUGCAAAAGUUUUGAUCUUGGUAAAAUGUUCAUAAUGAGUGUGCUGGUUGGCCAGAAGCCACAUGUUUACCCUUGGGUCAGGUGUGUUCAUGGCUCAAAUACCAUCAGUCAAAUAUUGUGCUGAAAUGUAACAAUGAGAGGCUGUUCCUACUAUAUGUGUGAUGUCCUGACCCUUUUGGUGAUGUCCCAUUACCCCAAUCUAAUGUCACCAAAAGGGUGGAACAGGUGCAAGUGUAACAAAUAUUUGAAUAGUUCAGGCCGGGUUGGGUUCUGGUUCAGAAAUAUGCGAUAUGUCUGAUGUGUUUGCAAAUCUGUCCAAAAUACAUAGAUAAAUAUUACAAAAGAGAAAUUAGCCUGGAUCUGACUAAUUCUGUAUAUUACAGGUAUUCUGCUGUCAGCUUGUAGGCUCUCUCAGGGCUUUAGGGCAAAGCAGAAAGGGCAGAGUAACGACUCUUUCGCUGUUUAGGCGAGGGACAUGUUACUGAUGGAUUUUUUUAUUAUUUUGCAAUUGUUAUUGUUCACAAUUUUUCUACUUUUAUUUCACCCUGUAUGUUUUGUAAUAUUUUAAUGUCUAACAGUAUAAUUUAUUAUCUUGUUCAUAGAUUAUAAAAGAUUUUAGAUUUUUUUUUAUUGCUACUGUUUUAAAUGUGAUUAUUAAACACUGUUUUGAUAUUUUUAUACAAACCAUUGAAUAAAGUGUGUAUUU